Molecule: messenger RNA, 1956 nt
Organism: Brienomyrus brachyistius
Lineage: Eukaryota; Metazoa; Chordata; Actinopteri; Osteoglossiformes; Mormyridae
Gene: dxo
Product: decapping exoribonuclease
Exons: 6
Coding region: 386-1606 (406 amino acids)
Biological process (GO): nuclear-transcribed mRNA catabolic process; NAD-cap decapping
Cellular component (GO): cytosol; nucleus
Molecular function (GO): mRNA 5'-diphosphatase activity
Source: RefSeq, a predicted model, not a curated record
UAACCAGGAACCGGAAGUUUUUUGCCAGCGUGUGUUUUGUAACUGUAGGCUGUUGUUGUUGCUGCGGGUAUGAAUUAUUUUAGAUUUUUCUGUCAAUUUUAGAAACCGCAUUAAAGGCUCGGAAAGUUUACGCGUUUACAGUUCGUGGAUUAUUAGUACCUCUCAAAGGUAGUUAAGAAAAUACAAACGACGAACUAAAGGCAUUGUUGUAUAUUUUAUAAAUUACACACGAUUUAUCGGAAUUGACUUUCACGUAACUUUAUCAGGCAGCUUAACAUGUUUGUUCAUUAUUCUAAAUUUUAGUUUCUUACUAAAUAGCUACACUGAAUGAAAGUAAUUUAGUCUGAAUGUAGUUGCGUUUGUUUAACAACACAGAAAAAGAGACAUGGACCACCGUAACUAUCGAAAGCAGUUACCGGAUCACAGAAGACUUCAAGACGAACCUGGGGUCGAGUCUGAUGAACGACAUAAACGCCUGCGACGCGACCAAGACGUGGGUGUUGCCGCUGCCGUUUCCGAACAUCCUCCGGUUCUUAGCACAAGGCGACACUUGUACGAAAGAGACUUUCCUCUAUACAAACAACCUGUGGAAGUGGGACACUUUUCUCUAGAUGCCAAGCGCCGUUUUUUCAACGAUGACAGACAGCUGCGAUAUUACAUCCAUCCGGACAGACACCCGAAUUUCAAUCUCCGUGAUGGGUACCGUGACCGGUACAUCAAGAGAGACGAGGGGGUGAAGGAAAAACUGGACCACCUUCUCAGGUGGAUUUUGGCAAACAGAUCAAAAAUCCAGAUCCAAGCGGCUUCAUCACGGGAGCUGAACGUGGAUGUGGUCACGUGGCGGGGUCACCUGACCAAGCUACUGACCACGCCCUACGAGGCGCGUGAGGGCUGGCUGCUGGCGGUGACGCGCUUCCGCGGCGCGCUGUACAUCAGCGAGGUGGAGACCGAGGCGGCACAGCGCAGCCGGGAGAGCCGCCCCCAGAGGCACGAGGAGAUGAUGUACUGGGGGUACAAGUUCGAGCAGUACAUCUGUGCAGACGGAGCUCAGAAUCGGCCUGAUCCUGCUGGAGUAGUGAACACGAACGAGGCUUACUGCACCGUCAUCCAGACGCGUCUGGCGGGGCAUAAGCUUUUGUUCUCUGGGGAGGUGGACUGCAGGGAUGGAGACCCUCGGGCCCCACCGGCUCCAGGCUGCUACGUUGAACUGAAGACCUCUGCUGAAAUCUGCACCCCGAAGCAGCACAGCAAUUUCCUCAGGUACAAACUUCUGAAAUGGUGGGCUCAAUCCUUCCUACCUGGGGUCCCCAGAAUCGUCGCCGGUUUCCGUGACAAUGACGGAAUUGUGGUUUCCGUGGAUACCUUUCACACCUCCAAAAUAUCCCAGCUUAUCAAGAGUGAGGAGAACUGCUGGAAGCCGACCGUGUGCAUGAACUUCUGCGCCGACUUCCUGACGUUUGCCAAGACAGUGGCAACUGAAGAUGAUCCUGAGGUGGUCUACCUCUUCUCCUGGGACCCUAACAGAGAUGUCACCUACUCCAUCCACCGGAAUUCACAGUACACCUUCCUCACGGACUGGUUCGUGAGAGAACUGACGCACACGUGACUGAAGUGGACCCAGUGGACCCAGCAGAGGUUCGAGGCGGACUCCAUUUCCACCGUACUGAUUGACUGGCAGCCUUGGAGUUACAUUGACAGUUUGAGCGGGCGAGAUGCUGAAAAUACUGUAUUUUAACACCCUUUUAAUCCAGUAAGAGUUAUAGUACAAUCUUGUAAAAUUGGAAUGGUUCAUUUUAAUCAGUAUUCUCAUGCGCUUUGGGCUGUGCCAAGUGUUUGUGACUGAGGAUAAACAUUUCAGAUUUACGUUUUACCAGUCAGCAAGUGAAGUACAUUGUGUACUGUAACUGUAGCGGUAAUCUAUGACAUAUCAGAUACAGGGAAUAAAUUAUAAAACAG